Molecule: messenger RNA, 1931 nt
Organism: Anastrepha ludens (Mexican fruit fly)
Lineage: Eukaryota; Metazoa; Arthropoda; Insecta; Diptera; Tephritidae
Gene: Arp10
Product: actin-related protein 10
Exons: 3
Coding region: 234-1361 (375 amino acids)
Biological process (GO): retrograde axonal transport of mitochondrion
Source: RefSeq, a predicted model, not a curated record
AACCUCCGAAUAUAUUGAUCACCCUUUAUAAGCAUUUUUGGAUAAAACGAAUAUCUAAAGCUGGUGGCAAGGCGAGUCUAUAAAAGGGGACUAUAACAGCUGAGUGUAAUGACAAAGACACAAAAUUGCGAAUUCAGAUGCUCUAGUACCAUCACUUUGAAUGAAUUCGUCUUGUUUUUGAUCAAUAUUUACUGUCGUGAUUUGCUAAAUUUUGUUUAGUAUUCAAUUAAAGAAUGCCGCUGUACGAAACAGUAAUGCAGGAGAAACCACCUGUAGUUCUGGACAUUGGAACUGCAUAUACAAAGCUCGGAUUUGCAGCAGAGGCUUACCCACGUAAAAUUAUACCCUCGGAAGUAAUUCUCUCUACCAAUGGUCUAACGAAAGCUUUGUUGGAAUACGACAACACCGAUGACCUAUAUGACCAAUUUGUGGAUUUCUUGCAAGUGAUUUUCUUCAAGCAUCUGCUUGUAAUUCCCAAGGAGCGCAAAAUUGUAAUUGUUGAGAAUGUGCUUGGUCAAACAGUAAUUCGUGAGACCCUCGCUCGUGUUCUAUUUCGCCACUUUGAAGUGUCAUCUAUCAUGUUUGUGCCCUUGCAUAUGAUUGCACUAGCCACGCUUGCUGUGCCUACAGGCGUUGUGGUUGAUAUUGGCUACACUGAAACUAAUGUGAUGCCUGUUUAUUGUCGCGUGCAAAUAAUGCAAGCAUUCCAAGACCAAGAGUAUGGGGGACGCGCGGUACAUGCGGAGAUCAAGCGGCAACUCUUGGAAGCCGGUGUUAAGGAAAAAUACCUCACUGAAUCUGUAUUGGAAGAUAUUAAGGUGCGUACCUGUUUUGUGACGAAUUUCGAACGUGCCAAGGCAUACCGUAACAACCAACCACCGGAAACACCACCUAGCGUGCAGUACCCGAUCAACGGCGAAGAGAUUAUCAAUAUUCCUGGAAUUUUACGUGAAACAGCUUUCGAAAUAAUGUUCGAAGAUAACAACGAUCGCGAUAGUCUGCCACAUUUGAUUUUACGCGCUAUACUUAGUUGUCCAGUGGAUGUGCGUCGGUCGUUAGUUGAAAGUAUUUUUGUGGUUGGCGGGAGUGCUAUCAUAAUGGGAUUACUAUCACGUCUCAGAGCUGAAAUGCAGUAUUUAGCGGAAAAAGAUGAAGAGUACAAGAAAAAAUUGUGUGGCGAUAUAAAAUUCAAAUUCCACAAAACGAUUGGUCGGGAGAAUUUCACAGCCUGGCUCGGUGGCUCGCUUUGCGGCGGCACUGACCUUAUACAAACUCAUUCGCUUACUAAAGAGGCAUACGUGAAAACUAAUCGUGUACCAGAUUGGAUUAGCUUAGCAGACAAACGCUCUACGGGAUCUUAAGAGCACAAGUAAAAGAAAAAUUAAAGGAAAUUAUAUUUCUAGUAUUUAGCAUUGUGCGCUUUGCUUACUCAAAGAAUGAUAGAUUAAAAAUUGCAAAUGUAGUUAAUAUUUAAACAUUAGUAAUUUGAUUUGGCAGGCAAUGGCAAACAUCCGAGUGUAUUUCUGCCAUGAAAAAGCUCCUCAUAAAAAUAUCUGCCGUUCGGAGUCGGCUUGAAACUGUAGGUCCCUCCAUUUGUGGAACAACAUCAAGACGCACACCACAAAUAGGAGGAGGAGCUCGGCCAAACACCUAACAGAAGUGUACGCGCCAAUUAUUUAUUUAUUUUUUUUUUAAUUUGAUUUGCACCAAUUUUCCCUAGUUUCUUAUUAUUUAAAAAUAUAAAACGCCCAUUUUUUCUUUUUUUUCUUUUAUCACUGAUUUGAUAAAAAAUAUUAUAUAUUUAGGUAUAAACUACUAUUUUAUAGAAUUUUGCAUACGUAAAUUGUAUAUAAGGUCCAUCUAAUUAAUAAAAAAAUAUUUAAACCUAUUAAUAACAAUUUGUAAAAAUAAAAAGUUAAUGUAACCCUUUU